AUGAAGGUGGAGGAGGAAAAGGCUGGGGUAGGGAAGCUGGACCCCACUAACUACAGGAGACGAUGUCAGGAUCAGGAAGACUGCCGUUCCAUCCACAUUGGGCUUUCAGUCCCCAGUUACCCUCACAGGAAAAGAGACCAGAAGGGACAUCUUUCAGGCCUGCAAAAGGUCCGCUGGGGCUUGUGGCCAGACAAGCCGCAGCAGGGGCUGGCCAGUGCCGGCAGCACUGUGGAUCAUGUCAGCAGGACACGGUCUCCAGCUGCUGAGCAGCUCCAGGACAUCCUGGGGGAGGAAGAUGAGGCUCCCAACCCCACCCUCUUCACAGAGAUGGACACUCUGCAGCACGACGGAGACCAGAUGGAGUGGAAGGAGUCGGCCAGGUGGAUAAAGUUUGAAGAAAAGGUAGAGGAAGGAGGCGAGCGCUGGAGCAAGCCCCAUGUGUCCACACUGUCCCUGCACAGCCUCUUUGAGCUCCGGACCUGCCUGCAGACGGGGACGGUGCUGCUGGAUUUGGACAGCGGCUCCUUACCACAGAUCAUAGAUGAUGUCAUUGAAAAGCAAAUCGAGGACGGCCUCCUUCGGCCAGAGCUCCGAGAGAGGGUCAGCUACGUCCUACUGAGGAAACACCGUCACCAAACCAAGAAGCCCAUCCACCGCUCCUUGGUUGACAUUGGAAAGUCAGUCUCCUCCACCACCAAUCGCAGCCCAGGCCGGAGCCCCGCGGCGGGCCCGAGCCUACACCACUCCACCGAGGACCUGAGGAUGCGGCAAAGCGCAAAUUACGGCCGCCUGUGUCACGCCCAGAGCAGAAGCAUGAAUGAUAUUUCUCUCACCCCAAAUACAGACCAGAGGAAAAACAAAUUCAUGAAGAAGAUCCCCAAGGACUCAGAAGCCUCCAAUGUGCUCGUGGGCGAGGUGGACUUCCUGGACCAGCCAUUCAUUGCCUUCGUGCGUCUCAUCCAGUCAGCCAUGCUGGGAGGAGUGACAGAGGUGCCUGUCCCCACCAGAUUUCUGUUCAUACUGCUGGGACCUUCUGGGAGAGCAAAAUCCUACAACGAAAUUGGCCGUGCCAUUGCAACCCUCAUGGUAGACGACCUCUUCAGCGACGUGGCCUACAAGGCCAGGAAUCGGGAGGAUCUGAUCGCGGGGAUUGAUGAGUUUCUAGACGAGGUCAUCGUGCUUCCCCCUGGAGAGUGGGACCCAAAUAUUCGAAUUGAGCCACCCAAGAAGGUGACUUCUGCUGACAAGAGGAAAUCCGUGUUCUCCCUGACUGAGCUAGGCCAGAUGAACGGCUCUGUGACGGGAGGCGGCGGCGGGGCUGGAGGCGGCGGCGGCGCUGCAGGCGGCGGCGGCGGCGGCGGCGGCGGCAGCGGGGCCGGCGGAGGGAGCAGCGGGGAUGAUGGAGAGAUGCCAACCGUGCACGAGAUCGGGGAAGAGCUCAUCUGGACAGGAAGGUUCUUCGGUGGCCUGUGUCUGGAUGUCAAGAGGAAGCUGCCCUGGUUCCCAAGUGACUUCUACGAUGGCUUCCACAUUCAGUCCAUCUCUGCCAUCCUAUUCAUCUACCUCGGCUGCAUUACCAACGCAAUCACCUUUGGUGGGCUUCUGGGGGAUGCCACUGACAAUUAUCAGGGAGUGAUGGAGAGUUUCCUGGGCACUGCCAUGGCUGGCUCCUUGUUCUGCCUCUUCUCGGGACAGCCUCUCAUCAUCCUCAGCAGCACAGGGCCCAUCCUCAUCUUCGAGAAGCUCCUCUUCGACUUCAGCAAAGGCAAUGGCCUGGACUACAUGGAGUUCCGCCUCUGGAUUGGCCUACACUCAGCUGUCCAGUGCCUUAUCCUGGUGGCCACAGAUGCCAGCUUUAUCAUCAAGUAUAUCACCCGCUUCACUGAGGAGGGCUUCUCCACCCUCAUCAGUUUCAUCUUCAUCUAUGAUGCCAUAAAGAAGAUGAUUGGUGCCUUCAAGUACUACCCCAUCAACAUGAACUUUAAGCCUGACUCUAUCACCAUCUACAAAUGCGAGUGUGUCGCCCCCGACACAGCGAAUACAACCGCGUUCAAUGCUUCAGCCACGUCGCCACCAAACACCAACACUUCUCUGUACAACCCCCUUAACCUCACAGCGUUGGACUGGUCCCUGCUGAGCAAAAAGGAGUGUUUGAACUAUGGUGGGCGCCUACUUGGGAAUUCCUGCCAGUUCAUCCCAGACUUGGCACUCAUGUCCUUCAUCCUUUUCUUCGGGACAUACUCCAUGACCCUGACCCUGAAGAAGUUCAAAUUCAGCCGCUAUUUCCCUACCAAGGUUCGGGCCCUAGUAGCUGACUUUUCCAUCAUUUUCUCCAUCCUGCUGUUCUGUGGAAUUGAUGCCUGUUUUGGCCUGGCAACCCCCAAGCUGCUCGUGCCCAGCGUCAUCAAGCCCACGCGGCCUGAUCGAGGCUGGUUCGUGGCCCCCUUUGGGAAGAACCCGUGGUGGGUGUACCUGGUAAGCAUCCUGCCCGCCCUGCUGGUGACCAUCCUGAUCUUCAUGGACCAGCAGAUCACAGCCGUCAUAGUCAACCGGAAGGAGAACAAGCUGAGGAAGGCUGCUGGCUACCAUCUGGACCUGUUCUGGGUGGGCAUCCUCAUGGCUCUCUGCUCCUUCAUGGGGCUCCCCUGGUACGUGGCUGCCACGGUCAUCUCCAUUGCCCACAUCGACAGCCUCAGGAUGGAGACGGAGACCAGCGCCCCUGGGGAGCAGCCGCAGUUCCUGGGGGUCAGGGAACAGAGAGUGACCGGCACCAUUGUCUUCAUCCUGACAGGGAUCUCUGUCUUCCUGGCUCCCAUCCUGCAGUACAUCCCUUUGCCAGUGCUGUAUGGAGUCUUCCUCUACAUGGGUGUGGCCUCCCUGAAUGGCAUCCAGUUCUGGGAUCGCUGCAAACUCUUCCUGAUGCCGGCCAAGCACCAGCCGGACCAUGCCUUCCUGCGGCACGUGCCCCUGCGCCGGAUCCACCUCUUCACCCUGGUGCAGAUACUGUGCUUGGCUGUGCUCUGGAUCCUCAAGUCUACGAUGGCCGCCAUCAUCUUCCCAGUCAUGAUCCUGGGCCUCAUCAUCGUUCGAAGGCUUCUGGACCUCAUCUUCUCCCAGCAUGAUUUGGCCUGGAUUGACAACAUCCUUCCAGAGAAGGAGAAAAAGGAAGCAGAUAAGAAGAAAAGGAAAGGGGCCCAUGAGCACAGUGACGAGGAGCCCCAGUUCCCUCCUCCCUCAGUUAUAAAGAUUCCCAUGGAAAGUGUCCAAUCAGAUCCCAAAAACGGUAUCCACUGCGUUGCCAGACAAAGAUCUUCCAGUUGGAGUUACUCACUCUGAUUCUUCCUUCAGUGAUUCAGAACUCGACCGAAGCAUCACCCUGCACUUCAAAAUCUCCUGUCCAGCUUCACCUGCCUUCAGCUACUCACAGAGCCCAGUCUUCAUGGUGCCACAGGUGAAGA
This is a messenger RNA of Eubalaena glacialis (North Atlantic right whale), 3458 nucleotides long. It is a transcript of the gene SLC4A5, whose product is annotated as solute carrier family 4 member 5. Bases 1 to 3336 code for a protein of 1111 amino acids. Gene Ontology annotation, molecular function: sodium:bicarbonate symporter activity; solute:inorganic anion antiporter activity; monoatomic anion transmembrane transporter activity. The record is from RefSeq and is a predicted model, not a curated record. Gene Ontology annotation, biological process: monoatomic anion transport; bicarbonate transport; transmembrane transport. The transcript is spliced from 26 exons. Gene Ontology annotation, cellular component: plasma membrane. NCBI's taxonomy places the organism in Eukaryota, Metazoa, Chordata, Mammalia, Artiodactyla, Balaenidae.